Messenger RNA from Prunus armeniaca (apricot), 429 nucleotides. The record is from the annotation of a GenBank genome assembly. Lineage: Eukaryota; Viridiplantae; Streptophyta; Magnoliopsida; Rosales; Rosaceae.
AUGGGAGAUAAAAGACCUGUGUUCCUCCUUCAAAUUGGCCUUCCCGUGGCAAUGUCGAGCUCAAAGACUUGCAGUGGACGGACAAAUGAAGUGGUCUGCAUGCAAGUUGUCAUUACUUGGCCAUCUCCGUUACUUUGUCUCAAGCUAAAUAAGCCCUGUUCCUUUGAUAUCGUCCAAAUACACCUUUGGUUCUCAAAGGCAAGCAUUCACUGGGGUGAAAAGAUUGGUGUUGUGGAUCGAACAGGGAGCGGGAAAUCAAUUUUGAUCCAAGUGUUCUUUAGGCUGGUGGAACCUUCAGGAGGCAAAAUUAUCAUCGAUGGGAUUGAUAUAACCACAAUAGGGCUUCACAAUAUCAGGUCUCGCUUCGGGAUCAUUCCUCAAGAACCUGUCCUUUUUGAAGGAACUGUGGAAGAAACAUUGAUCCAGUAG